AUGAACAGGAUUAUGCGAAUGAAAAGCUUGUUGAUCGUGGUUGUGAUUGUGGUCGAGUGCUUCUCCUUAGCGCAUACAACCCCUUCUGGAAAACCAAUCGUCGAAACCAAAUAUGGGAAGAUAAUUGGAAAAACCCGACAUUUCCUGAGCGAAGACGGCCAUAUUAAGUAUGUCAACACAUUCCUUGGAGUUCCCUACGCCUCACCACCGAUAAAAGAUCUACGCUUUCAGCCACCGAAGCCUCCACAUUCCUGGAAGCCUAAAAUAUACAACGCGAUCUCAUUCAAAUUCGUUUGCGCCCAAUCUCAGUCUCCGUACUUUUUAAACUCAAUUCGUCUUGUUUGGCCCGGAUUUACAUGGGAGAAAGAUUCUAGCGAAGAUUGCUUGUACUUAAAUAUAUUCGCCCCUGGUCGAGAAAACGCAACUAAUUCAAGUCAGCUUUAUCCAGUCAUAAUGUUUCUUCAUGGUGGAAGUUACGUUUACGGUACUACAGCACGGCAUACAACUCCAGGAGAAGUCUUUCCCCGAUUUGGCGUUGUCUUGGUGAUGGUUCAGUACCGGCUUGGACCGUUUGGUUUUAUGACCACUGGUGAUGCUGAAGCCCGCGGAAAUUGGGGAAUGUUAGAUCAAGUGCAAGCCCUAAAGUGGACUCAAGAAAAUAUAAAAGCAUUCGGAGGAGAUCCUGAAAAGGUUACCGUAUUGGGUGUGAGCUCAGGUGGGGCCAGCGUAGGGCUUCAUUUAUUGUCUCCUCUGUCGAAGGGACUUUUUCAAAGAGCGAUUAUGGAGAGCGGAGUCGAGCUAUCACCAUUUGCAUUUCAGUCUGUUGAGGCAGCUGUUCAAAACACCGAAAAAACUGCCAAAAAACUUGGUUGCAACACGGAAGAUCACCGGGAAAUGAUAAACUGUCUUAAAACAAAAGACACGAGCCAAAUUGUUGAUAAAUGGCAAGGGCCAACUCGGCCCGUCAUAGAUAACCAUUUCAUAUGCGACACACCAGAAAAACUCCUCUUGUCUGGUCAAUUUAAUCCUGUUCCUCUGAUUGGCGGCUUUAACAGCGACGAGGCUGGUCAUAACAUUCCACAAAAAUGCACACCACCGAACGAACUUUCUGGCGCUCUGUUUGGAGAUUGUAUAAAAUCCUUUGUCCAUGAGGAAAAAUUGUUCCACAAUAACGAGAAAACUGCUGGUCUUUUAGAAGACUCAAUCACCUUUCAGUACACUCCAUGGACAAAAACGCCCGACUCACCCACCCUCCUUAAGAAAAUAGUCAACAUGCAAUCAGAUUAUUUCGUAGCAGCCCCUACAUUGAAAGUCUUAGAAAUUCAUAGCCAGAAAGCUCCCACGUACAUGUAUGAGUUUUCUCACAUAUCUAAGCGAAGCAGCGCAGAAGCUUGGUUAGGAGUAAGACACGGAACAAACACCCCUUAUGACUUUGGAGCACCGUUUUUGAACAUAUCCUCGCUGAAUUUUACCGAAGAAGAUCGAAAUGUAAGCAGCUUCAUAAUGUCACUUUACGCAAACUUUGCCAAAGACGGGAUACCCACGCCUUCCGCCCUACACGGGGUGACAUGGAAUCAGUUUAACAGGACCCACAAAUCGUAUUUACUGAUCCAGGAAAAUCCUAAAAUGCAGACUAACUUUGAACCACAGCGGAUGGCGUUUUGGAAUUUUUACUAUCCACGCUUGUUAAACUUUUCUAAGACCAUCGCAAAUUCUGAGGAACAAAACCGAGACAAUCAUAACAAUGGAGUGGGGCGAGUCUCGAAACCAGGGCUUCUCGGUUUAAUUUUGAUUGUUCUUUGUGCACCUGUUCUGUUUGAUUGA
This is a messenger RNA of Porites lobata, 1824 nucleotides long. Lineage: Eukaryota; Metazoa; Cnidaria; Anthozoa; Scleractinia; Poritidae. The record is from the annotation of a GenBank genome assembly.